Molecule: messenger RNA, 1016 nt
Organism: Suillus bovinus
Lineage: Eukaryota; Fungi; Basidiomycota; Agaricomycetes; Boletales; Suillaceae
Exons: 4
Coding region: 156-839 (227 amino acids)
Source: RefSeq, a predicted model, not a curated record
GUCACACAAGCUAUCACUGGAUGUUUUGCUGAGAUCGACCGCUAUCUGGCGGAGUAUCUGGUUGUGUUCUAUCCUCUAGCGAAUGUUUGCAUUCACUCAUUGAUCCGUUUGAUUAGUGGUCGUCCCAAAUACAAAGUCAACGUGACAUACGCGAAAUGCUGGUAAUUAUGCAGAAGGAGCGGGAGGAUCGUCAGAACUUCCUGAUGACGAUUGAAAGCCUGGUCAUUCGUGGGCAGUCAUAUGUAGGGCCGACCGCGACGCAAUCAAUCGGAACUGCUAUACGUGGUUGUGUGACACUCAUAGAUGCAACAGGCCACCAAUAUCCAAUACCGGUGGACUUCUGCACCUCAUUUGAGCAAUUCAAUGAGAUGCUCAAAGUUCUGUUUAAACGCAACUCGAUCGAAGCUCAAAUACAGAAACAGUAUAUGGAAAGCGGACAAUACGAUUUGUGCAUUGACGAGGGCACGCAAGUGACUCGACUUACAAGCAAUGAAUGGUUAAACCUUGAAGUGGGCACGAAGGUUGUUAUGAGGGUCAUCAUUCAGCAGACACCAUCAUCCUCUGGAGUUUCCUACAGAUGUUCUUGUGGCAUGGUGAAUCCCCUUGGCGUUGAGCCUAUCAUAUAUUCGCUUGAACGACAGGCUAAUUCCUCGGUUGAUUGUCGAAAGUGUGGGCGACGGUUUCAGAUUUCUCGUGCAUCUUCCCGUGAAAAGCAUAGUUCUGGUGCUCGAUCGUCUAACAUUGUUAUCGGUGAGACAACUGACGCAGGGACGGACCUUAUUCGCAACUUUCACGUCCAACAAACUGUAUGUCGGCAUAAAAUUGUAAUUUUAAGCUGAAUACUUAACGGUGUCUCGCUGUCAGGAAUUUCCAUCUCUUGACGGGGCGUUUCAGUGUCUGUGGGGGGACUGCAACCGCAUAAUUCUCGGCUGCCAGGCUUAUCGUCACUUGCGCGAAUUUCACGGCGUUCGGGGGGCGGAUAUGACGCGCGUAAUUUGCUCGUGGGGUUACUGCAA